Molecule: messenger RNA, 978 nt
Organism: Amoebophrya sp. A120
Lineage: Eukaryota; Dinophyceae; Syndiniales; Amoebophryaceae
Source: the annotation of a GenBank genome assembly
UUUCGAAAACGGGACAACCUUCCCGUGAUCAUCAAGGCUCGCGCGAAGAAGCACUCCUUUGCGGGCAAGGACGAAGAGGUUCGGUGGGUGCAAAACACCGUCACGCUGAUGCACUCCGCGGCCAUGCAGUCGGCCGUGAUCGUGAAGAUUUUGGAGGUGCGCGAGUCGUCCAAGUCGUACUACAUCGUGAUGGAGCGGGCCCGCGGCGUGGACCUGUUCACCUACUUUUUGGCCGCGCAGAAGUACGCGUUGCGGCACAGCGGUCAACACGGCCCCACAACCGACGCCAAACUGGACGCCGACGCGGACCAGGUGGUCACGGCGGUGCAGGGCAGCGGCAGCACCGCAGCCAUCAUUGCGCCCGCGAUCGAGCGCGUGCGGCAGGUCGCCUUCGAGGUGCUGCAGGGGAUUUCCGUUUUUCACCGAUGUAAUUUGGUGCAUCGGGAUCUGAAGUUGGAGAACAUCGUGCUGCACGACAACAUGACCCCGUGGGCCCGGUCCAGCCCGAUGCGGUGCAGUUUGAAGUUAAUCGAUUUUGACACGGUCACUGAGGCGACGAACAACGCGAUGCACGUGGUGGGCACCGAUCAGUACAUCGCGCCCGAGGCGUAUUUGGGCGUGUUUUCCGAACUGACGGACGUCUUCUCCGUGGGCGUUUUGCUUUACAAACUCGUCACGUACCAGUUUCCGUUCCGCGAGGAGAUUUUCGACGACGCACCGGACGACAACAAGGCGGGAAGCCCGGCCAUGGCCCGGAUUCGCCAGCGCAUGAAGUACGCGAUCCGCAACAUCGACUGGUCCCACGCUGACUGGACGGCGAACCCCAACGCCGAAGAUUUCGUGAAGAAGUGCCUCGCGUUUCUGCCGGCGCAGCGCAUGAGCUGCCAGGUGGCGCUGCAGCACCCCUGGCUCGCGGAUUACGUCGAGGAGCGAACGAACAUGUCAGUUUCCCCGAGCGGGGUGGUUGGAACUGCAAGU